GUCUAGAGAUCUAAGAGAAUAAUACUUAUAUAAAGCUGAAAUGAAGAUGUUUCCUAUAUUCAUUCUUGCCUUUCUCAAACGCACGUACAAACUUUUAGCCAUCAAGAUUGACUUCAGCAAUCAAUUAUUUGUAUGUUGUGCCAAUAAUUUGGAAUUAUUUUAUUUACACGAUGAUGUUCACUGCAGCGAUUGUUGUCAUUGCUCUUUCAAGUGCAGCGAUAUGCAACCACGAUUUCGGCGAUGGCGCAAUCUUCGCGAGAAACACAAAUACAAAUUCUGUUCGUCCCCAAUCGAAUUUAAAUACAUAUUGGCCGAUCUUUAAUAUGCAACAAUCGUUGCAAAGAUCUCAAACCUUCCAGACAGGAAUAAACUCCCGACAGAAUAACGUAACGAACCAUCGCGUGCAGCGACCAUCACUGUUUCUUACUCCACCGAAGAUCAGUUAUCUAACUUCCUUUACAUCAUACAAUCCUAAGUUAAAUCAGCACUCAACGACUUUUUCGCCUCUAAAUAUCCUGAAAUCGUCGCUCACUCAUUUAUCGUCACAAUCUCCACCUUUUUCAAUGACUAGUGCAGGACCGAUUCAUUCUGCGUCCAGGACUGGCAAGCAAUUGGCUGGACAUACAGGUGGAAACGAAGGCAUUUCUUUUAGAAAGUAUGUGUCCUCACGUAUCCUUCCUAAUAUAACAAAAACUACGACACAAAUUGCUGAAUCUAUCACAAUUAAUAGUUUAAUAGGUGCUAGUGAGCUGAGUACGCAGAAUAUAUAUACGUCCAUUCAAGCCACUGUUGAGUCUCAUCAUCCCCCACAUAUCCAUGAUCUUAAUGUGGAAUGUAGUAAGACAAUGAUGACGAUUCAUAUUGAAUUCAAUCGCGCUUUCAACGGCAUUAUUUAUUCUAAAGGAUAUUAUGCGAAUCCGGAAUGUAUAUACGUAAAAGAGAAUUCCAGCUCAAUACAGUAUUCUUUUACUGUAAAUUUAGACUCUUGCGGAACUCAAUUCAUUAAUGAUUUCAAGGGUGCGACUGGACAAGCAUAUUUGGAAACCGUCCUUGUAUUACAAAAUGAACCAGGUAUACAAGAAGUAUGGGAUGCAAUUCGAAGAAUACGAUGUCUUUGGAAAGGAAACAUUAAUAAGUCUUUAAUGGUGAAUCUCUCAAUAGAUAUGUUGAACCAGGAGAUCGUUACUUUUAGUGGCGAUACUGCAACAAUCAAAUUGGAUAUUCAAAUCGGUAAAGGACCUUUUGCACCUACAGUCGAUGGACUCGUAAAGAUCGGAGAAACCAUGACCUUAGUAGUUUCCGUGAAGGGCGAUCCUAGUUUCGAUCUUCAGGUGCGUGACUGUUUGGCGCGAGACGAAGCCUCAACCAAUAUGUUGCAGCUCACCGACGAAAGAGGCUGCAUUCUGAAACCGAAACUGUUUGGUGCCUUCCAAAAGACAAACAAUACCGGCAAUACAGGCGCUUCCAUGAUCGCUUAUGCGUUCUUUCAAGCCUUCAAAUUCCCUGAUGUUAUGGAUUUGUUCAUCGAAUGUAAUGUCGAAUUAUGUAAAAUUAAUUGCGAUCCUUGUCCGGAUACAAAUCAAGUACAAAAAUUAAUUUAA
Molecule: messenger RNA, 1601 nt
Organism: Acromyrmex echinatior (Panamanian leafcutter ant)
Lineage: Eukaryota; Metazoa; Arthropoda; Insecta; Hymenoptera; Formicidae
Source: RefSeq, a predicted model, not a curated record